AUGGAGCCUCCUAAUCGCAUGCAAGAUGUCACCGAGGACGGCAGUCCCCCAACCUCUCGCGCCGACAGCGACCCGCCAGUCCCGACACAUGCCGGCCGACGACGGACGCGGCGCGCGCCCAACCUCCCACUGGGCGAGCACUACAACCAACCGCUGCGACCGCAUGUCUGGUACAGCAAGCGACAGACCUGGACACGCGCACAGCUGGACCGCGAACGCUGCGAGUUCUUCGAGACUCGCGUGACCGGCCGCCCUGAGGUGUGGGCGGCGCUGUCGACGGCCAUCUCGCUGCUGCACGCAGGCGACACGCCCACCGCACAGAGCAUCAUCGAUGCCGCCGGCAUUACCGUCCCCACUGGCGAUCUCUGCGAGGGCUGCUACGACGAGCAGGGCGUUCUCUACCGGCUGCCGCAGUGUAUUGUCAGCGAUCCCGAAAAUAUACUCCCCGGUCCUAAGCUAUCCGGAGAUGGGCAUGACGAGCUCGAUCCCGGAAGCCUCUCCGAUGGCAAUCUGGCCACCGAUGACGCCUCGGCCGAUGAGUUGAUCGCCCGGGAUAUUGAGCGCCGCCGCGACGAGAAGGGUAAAACCAGUGAACGGGACUUGAUCCGCGUGCAGGCUCGUCUCAGUGAUCGUGGCGGUCCCGAUUUAAUGCUGUCUAUCGGCAAAAACCAGAGCGUGGGCUUUCUAGCUCGCAAGCUUUCGCGGCAUGAGCGUGUCCGAAUCGCCUAUCUCGGGCGCAUGCUGAAAGAGUCCGAGUCUCUACCCGAGCAAGGAUGGCAGAGCGGCCAUGUCAUUAAUGCCUUGAUCACCAUGCGCAACCCAGUCUCCUAG
Molecule: messenger RNA, 831 nt
Organism: Penicillium alfredii
Lineage: Eukaryota; Fungi; Ascomycota; Eurotiomycetes; Eurotiales; Aspergillaceae
Exons: 3
Coding region: 1-831 (276 amino acids)
Source: RefSeq, a predicted model, not a curated record